This is a messenger RNA of Clonostachys solani, 282 nucleotides long. The record is from the annotation of a GenBank genome assembly. Lineage: Eukaryota; Fungi; Ascomycota; Sordariomycetes; Hypocreales; Bionectriaceae.
AUGGCUGCGUGUUCUGAUUCAUGGCUUGGGCUGGCAGGAUGGACGCCACAUUGGUUUCGGAGGGCCCACCUAGGAGCCAUGCGGAAAACAAAUGGCAUGCAUGCAUGGCCAGGUGCAGCUAAUCCUGGACAUGGGUUUUCGACUUUUCGAGUUGGAUACGAUGGAUUCAGACUCGAGGACAGGGUUGAUAUUGCUGAUAUGGAUAUCGGAACUGGACUUGUGAUAUGCCAUAAGCGCCUAAUGCCCAGUGGCGUUCGCUUAAUCUCACACGGCGCCAAGUAG